This is a messenger RNA of Seriola dumerili (greater amberjack), 3602 nucleotides long. RefSeq names its product neuronal acetylcholine receptor subunit alpha-2-like (gene chrna2b). Gene Ontology annotation, cellular component: postsynaptic membrane; synapse; neuron projection. Gene Ontology annotation, biological process: monoatomic ion transmembrane transport; regulation of membrane potential; chemical synaptic transmission. The transcript has 7 exons. NCBI's taxonomy places the organism in Eukaryota, Metazoa, Chordata, Actinopteri, Carangiformes, Carangidae. The coding region runs from base 102 to 1490 and encodes 462 amino acids. The record is from RefSeq and is a predicted model, not a curated record. Gene Ontology annotation, molecular function: acetylcholine-gated monoatomic cation-selective channel activity; transmembrane signaling receptor activity.
UGCUCACACAUCACGGUUUCGAGAUAACGUUUUGAUAGCGGACGGAAACACCUCCGUGCUCUCCGGGGAAGUUGGUCUCCUCUUUACCACCAGAGAACAAAAUGGGAUACAACCACCUGUUCUCUUUAUGGACGGCUGUUGUGUGGCCGUUCCUCCUCUCUGGGUCAGUUCUCUGUCACGAGAAGACGCACUCCCACGCUGAGGAUGAGCUCUUCAAGACGCUGUUUGCUGGUUACAACAAGUGGUCGAGACCAGUGCCAAACAUUUCUGAUGUAGUCAUCGUCAAGUUUGGACUGUCCAUAGCACAGCUCAUUGACGUGGAUGAGAAGAACCAGAUGAUGACAACCAAUGUGUGGCUUAAACAGGAGUGGAACGACUACAAGCUUCGCUGGAGACCGUCUGACUAUGACAAUGUGACGUCCAUAAGAGUGCCAUCAGAGCUCAUAUGGGUACCAGACAUCGUCCUCUAUAACAAUGCUGACGGUGAGUUUGCUGUGACUCACAUGACAAAAGCUCACCUAUUCCACACGGGUAAAGUUCGCUGGGUCCCGCCUGCUAUUUACAAGAGCUCCUGCAGCAUCGAUGUCACCUUCUUCCCCUUUGAUCAGCAGAACUGUAAAAUGAAGUUUGGUUCUUGGACCUAUGACAAGGCCAAGAUUGACUUGGAGCGAAUUGAAAACACUGUGGACCUCAACAACUACUGGGAGAGCGGUGAAUGGGCCAUCAUCAAUGCUGUGGGAACGUACAAUACAAAGAAAUACGACUGCUGCCAUGAGAUCUACCCAGACAUCACCUACUUCUUCAUCAUCCGAAGGCUUCCCUUGUUUUACACCAUCAACCUUAUCAUCCCAUGUUUGCUGAUCUCUUGCCUCACUGUCUUGGUUUUCUAUCUGCCCUCAGACUGUGGAGAGAAGAUCACCCUUUGCAUCUCUGUGCUGCUGUCCCUCACUGUCUUCCUUCUCCUCAUCACAGAGAUCAUACCGUCCACAUCUCUCGUCAUCCCUCUCAUCGGCGAGUACCUCCUAUUCACCAUGAUUUUCGUCACCCUGUCCAUCGUCAUCACUGUCUUUGUGCUCAAUGUGCACCAUCGCUCUCCCAGCACUCACAAGAUGCCCCGCUGGGUCCACUCAGUGUUCCUGGACCUGAUCCCACGCUGGCUGUUCAUGCGACGGCCUGCGCCAGAUGGCCGGCGUCGCAGGCUGUUGCUGCUCCAGCAGGAAGCAGCGGCAGAGCGACGGCAGGGCCGAAUAGCUGGGAACAAAUCUGGCAACUGCCUCAGCACCUCAGCUAACUGUGUUAUACGUGCAUUAGAAGGGGUGCACUACAUUGCAGACCACCUGAGGGCUGAGGACGCUGACUUCAGUGUGAAAGAGGAUUGGAAGUAUGUCGCCAUGGUGAUUGAUCGCAUCUUCCUGUGGAUGUUCAUUAUUGUGUGCCUGCUUGGGACUAUUGGCCUUUUCCUGCCCCCUUGGCUAGCUGGCAUGAUCUAGCGCUUGAGAGAAAGUGUUGAAUAUUUAAAAAAAGAAGAAAAAAAAAAUCCACCACCACCUUCACUUGAGUGAUGUUUGACAUGUAAAAUGUAGCUGAACUCUACUUUAACACGGGGAAUGUGACUGAAGUUUGUGUAACACUGAGCAGCCCAGUUUGCAGCCUCACGAGGCAACACUCUUUACAUACCAACAAACCAAAACUAUGAAAAACUAAAAAGAAGGACUGUGCUGUGUUUAGAUCCCUCUGAAUAGUGGGGCACAAACUGAAUGGUCGCUACAGUGGCAAGUUUAGGAUAUCUCAGACUCAGAUUGUCAGACUCGGCUGUCCAGACUUGGCUCAACUUUAAUAGGUCUAAGUUGCACUUUGUCGUCAGCCUCAGGUGUAUCCCUCAACCUCACCUGUGAAGUUAGGCUGUGUUUGACCUGAAUGCUAACAUUAGCAUGCCUGUUAGUGGCAAGCUAAUGUUUAGCACAGAACAUUUAGCAUGUUAACAUGCUAAUGUUAACGUGUAAACAUGCCAAUAUUUAGUAUAUAUUUAGCAUUAGCGUAACAUGCUAGUUAAAUGGCGUAGUGCCAGCAUCAUUUGGGUACUUUGUUACACAAAUGUGAUUACUUUUUUCGGUAGUUUUAGGAAUUACAAUUUAAAAGUCACUGACAUAAUUGCAUUACAUUUACUACUACCGUUGGCACCUGUAACGGCCGUAAGUAAACUUGGUGUCUUACCGGAGGUCAGAGGCUCGACAUCAGGUUUUCGUCUCCUUGUAGCUUGUUGCUGUUUCCUUUAGACAGAGCAAACCGCUAUCAUCCACCGAAAGAGAAGAAAUACGACUUCUGGUAACUCCAAAUUUGUGUUGUUGUUUUUUUCUUAGCCGCAUAGCUAGCCCCUCGUAUAAGCAGGAAUGUCCCGGGUUUUGUUUAGAGCUGGAAUAUGUGUGAAUGAAGGUCUUUGAGCACCAGUUAGCUGUCAAUGGACAGAAGAUAAAUACAUACAGUGCCUCGGCUAGCUGCUCUACGAAGUGUGUGAGAGUGUCUGCUUUAGAGUUAAGGCACUAGUUGGGCUGGGUAACGUUAAUAAAUGUAACUAAAUACUGCUGCUGUUUAGUUACAAGUAAAGCAAUAUGGUUGCAUUUUGAACGACCACUAAGAAACUGAUUAAUUUAAUUUCCCAAACUAGAAUGGCACUCAGGAGAGCAUGCCUCUGUCAAGUCCAAACAAUCUUACACGUCUGAAAUCCAGAUAAUAAUCUUGGUCUGGAAAAGUAAUUUAGUAUAAUUAUGAUCCAGAUAAUUAUUUGGAUCUGCACCAAAUUGUACAGUCAUAGAUCUCAACACCAUACAUGUCUGUUUUUUUGUUUUGUUUUGUUUUUUUACAUCAAAAUCCAUAAAUUAUUUCUUGAAAAAUUGAUGAAAGUCUUGAAAAAUGCCCUGUUGCAAUGUUAAAUGAUAAAAAAAUUCCUGGAUCCACGCCUUUAACUGGAUCGAGACUAACAUUUAAUUGGUGCUUCUCUGGCCCAUGCCCCAUUCCUCUACUAAAUUUGGUGCAAAUCGGUUGAGUACUUUUUGUGAAAGCUUAUGGUCAAACAAACAAACAAACAAACAAACAACCAAGACAUGGGUGAAACCUUCUUGGCAGAGGUAAUAACUUGCACAACACUGGUCUUCAGUAGCAGGAGUCUAAAAGUACAGCCGAUGCUGACAUGAUUUCAUUCAGUACUUUUAGAGGUAUCCAGCCUUGAACUGAGAUGACAAGUGGACAUUUAGAUGUGCUGGUGGUGCUGGACCAGCAGUGACUGACUGCUACAAUGUGGGUAAAAGUAAUGUAGUAGAAUUAUGAGCAAUGAGAUGUUUGGCUUGUGCCAGAUUGGAAAAACUCUGGUGGGUCAUGAACCGCAUUCAAUACAAGAUGAGAUGGCAUUUAUCUAAAGGGUUUGUCAGCUCCCUCUGGUUUUGACAGUUUGACCAACAGUGGCAUGCUGAUCUAACAGAUCUUUACUGUACACUAACUUGGGUCAUUUGUACUGGUUUAGAAAGAAUUUGCAUUUUUAUGGACUUUUUUUCUGGCCAUGUUGCCACAAUUAAACUUAUUUUUGAAUGAUCAUACACUAUGUAAUA